Nothobranchius furzeri (turquoise killifish) is the source of this 4381-nucleotide messenger RNA. The record is from RefSeq and is a predicted model, not a curated record. Lineage: Eukaryota; Metazoa; Chordata; Actinopteri; Cyprinodontiformes; Nothobranchiidae.
AUGAGCACAGCCAAACUAAACGCUGUAGGCCACAGAUGGGUUGGAGAGUUGGCUGAUUUCCGCUUUGAAAUCAAAUACCGUCCAGGCAAAGCCAACGGUGAUGCGGUCACCCUCUCUAGGUUGCCUCAUGACAUUAGUAAAUAUGUGGAUGAAUGCUCAGAGACCCUUUCGAGAGAGACCAUUCAAGCAACAUGGGAAGGGACCCAGGCUUCCAGAGACAAAGAUGUGGCUUUUGUGGCUAUCCUGGACCUUUCGCAUCAAGGCUUGGAGCCCUGCACGCUGGGAACUCAGUCUUCCAUAAGCCAUGAAGAGCUAAGACAAGCACAAAGAGAGGACAAAGUAAUCGGUGAAAUCAUCAAACUGAAAGAACAAAACACACAACUCACACGUCACACCAAGAAGGCUAUGAGUGGUCCAGUGAAGAGACUGUUGCAUGAGUGGGAAAGGCUACACAUUGAAGAUGGGUUACUAUAUAGAAAGACGGUACAGAGACGAAAGUUGGUUGUGCCUGAAAAAUAUAAACUGAUAGCAAUAAAAUACCUGCAUGAUGAAAUGGGACAUGUAGGAGCACAAAGAGUGACCAGUCUGGCCAGAGACAGAUUCUAUUGGCCUUACAUGAAAAAAGACAUUGAGGUUUAUGUAACAAGGAAAUGCCCCUGUAUGAAGAAAAAGAAACCAGUAAGUCAUGUCAGGGCUCCCAUGGGCUCUAUCGUCACUGCGUCCCCCCUGGAACUGGUGUCCAUUGAUUUUUUGCACCUGGAGUCCAGUGUAGGUGGCUAUGAGUAUAUCUUGGUGGUGGUAGACAAUUUCACAAGGUUUGCUCAAGCUUACCCCACUCGCAACAAAUCAGGAAAGACAGCAGCAGAGAGGGUAUUCAGUGACUUUAUUCCAAGGUUUGGUUAUCCCCAAAGACUCCAUCACUACCAAGGCCGGGAAUUUGAAAAUAACCUUUUUAAGGCCCUGCAACAGCUUUCGGGGGUUGACCACUCUAGGACAACACCUUACCAUCCCCAAGGUAAUCCGGCUGAGAGGUUCAACAGGACACUCUUACAGUUACUUCGCACCCUGACAGACAGAGAGAAGACCAGAUGCAAGGAGCACUUACCUCAAAUGGUUCAUGCUUACAAUUGCACAAGGCAUGAAUCAACAGGCUAUUCACCCUUCGAUUUAUUGUAUGGACGGCACCCACAUUUGCCAGUGGAUCUCCUCUUUGGUCUGACACUACAGGAGGAAGCCACAUCUCUAAGGGGAUUUGUGGAAAAGUGGGCUGCGAGGAUGAAACAAGCCUACAAAGUUGCCGCUGAACACAGUCAACUAUCAAGUGACAGAGGGAAACAACAUUAUAACCGUCAAAUGAAAGGAGUGGUUCUGCAAUCAGGUGACAGUGUACUCGUGCGCAACUUGAGUGAGAGAGCUGGUCCAGGAAAAUUAAGGUCCUACUGGGAAGACACAGUAUAUGUGGUGAAAGAACAAAUGAAUAAUAGUCCUGUGUACAAAGUGUCCCCAGAGAAGGGCAAUGGUGGAACUCGUACAUUACACCGUAACCUUCAACAUCUGGCGAAUGACUUACCGAUUGACAUGUCACCACCUUCACUGAGGUUGAAAAAGGGCAAGGGCAAAAACAAAUCACCUUCACACAUGGAAACCAGAAAUGAAAGGUCAUGGAAAGGAAAAGGAAAUCAGUCCAUGAACAGUGAUCUGUCGUCUUCUUCAGAUGAAGAGGAGGAGGGUUACUGGGUUUGAAUACCUGCGAGGCAGGAAGCUUUCCAUGCACCUCAUAAGGUCAUUCCGGAAAUGGAGGACGCCCAUUGCCACAAUCAAUGCACACCAUGCAAUGAAACGGGGAGAGACUUCUUUAAUGAGGAAACAGCUGGUCCAUCAUGGAGUCAAGAGGGAGAAUUUGGAACAGAGACACAACCACAAAUGCUGAACAACACUCAGGCAGGCUCAAGUCCAACAAGGUCACAGAUGGUAAACCCCUCCUCAAAUCAUCUGACCAGUUCCAACCAGUCAGCCUCUGGUCAGUCCAUGGAUCAAAGAGCUUUUGUUCGGAAAUCUACACGUGAGAGGAGGCCUGCUCAACAGUUGACUUAUGAGUCUUUGGGACAGCCCUCCUAUUAGCCAAAACAUAUGGUGAACUCUAUAUCUACAGAUGGGAGGGGGUAUUCACAAGUGGGAGGGGCAGAACCUUAUUAUAUUCAGGCACUUUUCCUUCUUUUGCAAGCACCUCAGUUGAUGUGGCCAUGGCCAAGUUGGUGUUGCCUGGUGGCCAAUAUACCACUCAUGCUAGCCCUUGUUGGGGGACAGUUAUGUCACUCUGAAUUUGAACCUUUGUGUGUGAAUCCAGAUGUUUAACUCUAUGUUGUGUUGCAAUGCCAGGAGCCUUCUUUCUUUCUUUUUUGUUGGGAAAUAUGUGACGCACACAGAAAGAUGUGGUCACAUUUUUCAUAUUGAUGCUUUAACCAUCGAAUGUAAUGUAUUCCUGUGUGAAAAAAAUAUAUAUAUAUAUUUAAUGGAUUCCAGGCUAAAAGGAAAAGAAAAAAAAACUUAAAUAGAGUCUAAGGACAUUGUUAUUAUUAGUCUUUGUCAACUGUUCUGUAAAAGUAAUGACCUUAAUGCCAGUAGAGGGCAGUAUGAUACUUGGCCGGGACCACCGAGAGUUUGGAGCGGACGUUAGCUUUUCCUCCUUCUGAGACGAGGAGCUGGCGCAGCAACACAUACUGAUGUCGUGUCUGCUCGUUUGACUGUUUUAACAGGUUAGUAUCGUCAUAUAAGAGCGAUAAACAGGUGAAAACGGGAGAAAACCGUGUGAAGAUGUGUUAAUCGUUUUUGGCGAAGUUUUGUUCUUAAUGUGUGGUUAAUGAGCUGUAGGCACGCGGCCCCAUGGCGAAGUUGAUAUGGCGGCACAUUAACUGCGUCAUGUUUAUUUGGAUUUUACCCUGUGUGCUCCAUGUAAAACGAAUGGCAUUGCUGAGAAAGAAGGGUUAUUUUGUUCAUGUAGGUGAAUAGUGAAAAUAGGCAAGGUAGUUGAUGAGAAGGAGUUGUUAUUUAAAGUGGUUUACGUUUAUAUUAUUUUAAAGCUCAUGUGGAGUAGAAAUAUUUUGUAUUAUUUUAAAGCUCAUGUGGAGUAGAAAUAUGUUAUUAAGUUUGUUCCAUUAGUGUUUUAUUAUUUUAUGAACAUGUAGUGAUGAACCAGUAUUGUAAGAACAUGUCAAAUGCAGUAAAAUAAGUGUCUGACUAUUCAGAAUCGGUCAAAGGGGAACUGGUUAAACAAAGUGAAUGGUAGUGAAUGUUUUGCUUGACAUGGUUAAAAGUGUUAAUAUAAAUUCUGCGACAGGAGCUGACGCAACACCAUGCUGCUCGUUUGACUGUUUAACAGAAAUUAUAGCAGUCUGACCGCGACCUCUGGUGGUUAGUCAACGCAAUUACAGUUUAUUUUGUUUGUUUUCCACCUACGACAAUCCACUUGAAUAAGCCUUUACUCUUCGGGUAAUUAAAAGAGGGCAAACAGCUGUUAGGCGUUUUAUUCAACCGAUAUAGUAAAACAAGCAGGUUUCUUGAUAAUGGACCAGACAGAUCGUGUGUGUACUGUUUUAAGAGUGCUGAGAAGUUGGUCAGCGGGACUAAAACCAACGAAUACCAUAAAUAUUCAGUGUAACACAACGAGUUAGGUGUUAUUGUUAUCACGUGUGCAGUGCUAGAGCCACGGUGUUUUCAUAGCGUUUCUGAGAUGAGUUAAACACAUUUAUCCUCAACGUUAAAGCCGGUGUUCCGGGAAUUUCUCUUACCCCGUAAACCGUCCUACCCGUCGUUCUUGCGCAUGCGCACAACACAAAAAGGGAAGCACAACGCAUCCGGCUGUGAUUUCAUGCUACUCCGUUGUCAGAUUUGCAGGAAAAUAGCUUUGGUUAAGUCUGCUGUGGUUACUGGACAUGUGGUAUUUGGACAACACUUCUGAAUCCGCAGCUUCGGUGUUUUAAGGCUGUUUCGAUAUGGAGAAGAAUUGGAAAGACAUUUACACAUUCAUCUCUGCGGUCUCCUACCCUUCAGGAUAUGACAAGGCUCAGAGGCAAAACCUCAGAAGAUAUGCCUCAAAAUUCAAAUAAAAGGAUGGAGAACUCUUUGUUGGAACCAGAAGAGUAGUAAAAACCAUGGAUGAUGCCAGGAAGAUUUUUCAUGAGUUUCAUUCAUCUCCAAUCGGAGGACACACUGGCACACACACAAAACGCUAAAUGCAGUGUGUUCCAGAUUUUACUGGUUUGGUAUGACAGUUGACAUUAAAUUUCUUUUUCAGUUCUUUGUCCCUGUGUUCUGUUGGAUCUAUAAAUGUCAAAUAUAUGUAUCUGUAAAUAUAUUCAGUAAAUAUAUACUGUAACUAUAA